AUGGGCAACGUUCUGUCAAUCGUUACGGGCACCUCAAAGACAUUUCACAAAGAACUCGGUAUUCACUGUAACGCAAUCGAUGGUCAUUAUUAUUUACGAAUAGAUGAGCCCCGAUUAUAUCUACCAUGUGGUGAUAAAGGUCAAACAUCAUACUAA
Molecule: messenger RNA, 156 nt
Organism: Funneliformis caledonium
Lineage: Eukaryota; Fungi; Glomeromycota; Glomeromycetes; Glomerales; Glomeraceae
Source: the annotation of a GenBank genome assembly